This is a messenger RNA of Plasmodium vivax (malaria parasite P. vivax), 12020 nucleotides long. RefSeq lists its product as hypothetical. Gene Ontology annotation, cellular component: eukaryotic translation initiation factor 4F complex. Lineage: Eukaryota; Apicomplexa; Aconoidasida; Haemosporida; Plasmodiidae. The record is from RefSeq and is a predicted model, not a curated record. The transcript has a single exon. The coding region runs from base 1 to 11604 and encodes 3867 amino acids. Gene Ontology annotation, molecular function: protein binding; mRNA binding; translation initiation factor activity.
AUGCAAAGCGAUAUAAUUGUGAGCAAGGAUUUACCAGAUUACAGUAAAGGCAGGAUGAACGGCGUGAUGAAUAUAAGUGCCUAUAGCGGUAGCGGGGCCCCUGGCUGCAGGGAGCAAACGAAUGAAGGCAGCACAAGUGCCAUCUACGAGGAGGGGAAGGCACUCAAUUACGACCGCGCGAGUAGUGCCACGUUCAAAGAUGACCUUGAGAGUAGCAGCGACUGGAAUAGUUCCCCCGCCGAGUUAAGCACUUCAGCGGUAGCGGCGGCAGGAGCGGCGGCGGCAACGGCGGCAACGGCGGCAACCCCACCCAGUGAUGAACGAAAGGUAAGUAACUCCAUCGAUACAGCGCACGUAGCAACCAUUUCCGCAGCGAAUAAAAAUUAUGACCAUGUUCAGAAUAGUAACCGCGCAAAUGGUAAUUGUGAGAUGAAGGACUCCAACGACGUCCGAGCGAGUGACGAAACGAUUACGCACAGUGUUGACGAUGUAGGGAGCCUCAAAAAAACCAGCACACUUCCCAGUUUGGAGGCGAUUGCGGCCAGCGAGAUGGUGCCAGCUGCGGUAGAAAAGAAUCGAGCCAGCUGCACUGACAUCGGCGCGAUUUCUCCCAGUGAUGCGAAGGAACGCGGACUCGCCAAAGAGGAAUUCGGGGGCGAGGAGGCGGCGAACCCAGGAGCGAACUGCCCCGCGGUAAAUAUCAGCAGUGUUAAGUUCCCAAGUGUAAAUUGCCCCACGGUGAAUAUAAAUUGCCCCAGUGCGAACGCGUCUGCCGAUGCAGCAAGUGACUCCAAGAGCAGCGACGCGCCCGUGCGUUACAGCGAAAGUGGCGCGGGCGACCGGAAGGACUUCAGCGGCGGGUAUGCCUCCCUGCGGGUGGGCAGCGUUAAGGGCACCGACGACGCGUGCGCGGAUGUGCCAAAGUUGAAUGCGACCAUCGAAAGUGACAUAAAAAUGAGUAACGCCUCUGUGUGUGCAAACUUGGUAGGGGGCGGCGAGGGACACUUAAGUGAAGCGGCCCAUUGCAAGGAGGGCACCCCAAAGGAUGCUGGUCUCAAUAAUUGCAGCGAUAAAGCGGCAGGCUGCCAAGGCGCCGCGCGUAAGGAAGGCGGCCAGUUCGAAAGCGGACUCGCGCAGGAGGGCAGUAUCGGUCAUAGCGGCGGAGGCCACAGCGCGAGUGCGGGAGGGAGCGGCAAUGCCAGCGGGGGAGGCGGCAACAGUGGGGGAAGUAACACCGGCGGAAGUAGCAACAAUGGGGGAAACAAUAAUGGAGGAAGCAACACCGGCGGAGGUAGCAAUACUGGAGGAAGCAACAGCGGAGAGGACGGCGAGAAAAACGACGGGGACAAGCACAGGAAGAACGGGCACCAGGACGCGGGCAGCGGCGAGGGGAGCGGCUCUUUGGAGAACCCCAACGAGGGGAAGGGCGGGGAGGACUCGAGGAAAAACGGAAACGGUGGCGAUCGCGGUGACGAUCGCAGUGACGACCGCAGCCACGGUCAGAAGAAGGACGAACAUAGUGGCAAAGCUGCAGAUGGCGCGAACCGAAGUAGCAACCCCAGUGAGAGUGGGAAGAAGAAUAAAAGCAGUAACAGCGUUGAAGGGAAGAGUGGCAGCGGCAAAGGCCAUUCCAUGUCUUCCUCCAAGCCGAGCAGUAACAGUGUGUCCACGCCAGUUAGUUCCCUAAACGCAGAUGCACCCGAGUUUGUGCCAUCGACGAAAGGAAUGCCUGGAAAUUUGUCCUUCAAUAAUUUAAUGUGGAACCAUUACUACCAAGAUAUGUCGAACGGAGCAUUUGGAGGAGUAGCAGCGAAUGGAAUGAUUAACAACUUGGCUGCACAGGGAAGCAAUAGCAUGAUGAGUCCCCCCAACCCUUUGUUAAGUCCUCUUGGUGGAAUGGGCCAUGGUCCAGGUGAUUUGCUAAACUUAGCGAAUUCCAGUCAUAUGUCCGCAUCGAAUGGUGGCAUCAGUUUAAGCAUUCCCAACAAUGCAGGUGUAAUGUUACCCCAGGUGAGUAAUCUAAGUAAUAUAGAUGCCAGGAAUAAUGAAAAGGGGAAUAACCUCCCCAGUGGUGGUGGCGGCGUACCUGCCUCCACCGGCGGGAGCGUUAACAAUCACGCAGGCAACAAAUCCGUGAGCAGUUCGAAGCUGGGGAGUAGUAGCAAUAAUAAUGCCAACUCUACUGGCCAUGAUAACAAUGUUGCGACAGCUUCAUCCAACAUGAUGCAUGGCUCGGGAGCGGCUGCUGUAGUAGGAAAAGGAGGUGCAAAUAGCAGUGGCACUGAUUCUACCUUUUUAAAUCAAAGCGGGAUGCUACCAGGAAUGAAGAACAUGAGAGCUAAUAAUUUUAUGAACGGCUCUGAAAGUUCCGGCCCUCCACCAUUUCACACGAUAGACCCGCAUAACGCAGGUCAUCAUCAAGCUUUUCAACCAAAUGGGUCUAUGAUGCAUCCGCACAAUUUUUACGUCAACCAUCCGUAUUUAAUGAAUAACCAUCCACAUGCACAUCCACAUCAUCCUCACCACCCUCAUCCGAACGCUUUACCGGGACCUCCACAGUCAUUAUUCACUCCUAUGUCAUAUGCAAAUUCGUUGGGAACUGCGAAUGUUCAUCAUGAGUUUCCUUUCCCACAACCUCCCCCUUCUGUGUAUGGUUCCUUUGGCAACAGUACUAACCUGAUUGGAAGCAACACGACGACUGCCUUAUCUUCUUCGAAGAACGGAACGAUGGGGAUGAAUCCAUACAGUUUCAUGUCAUGUGGAUUACCUGCACAUCCUCCCCCUCCCCAGUUACAGCAUAAUGCCCCCUUAAAUUUGAGUGCCCCUUUGGAAGCCCACUUCAUUUCGGGCAGCACGGGCAACGCAGCGCCGCCCAUGAAAAUCCCAUACAAUCAUGUGGCCCAGCCGAACAGAAGAAACAUGUUUAACCACUUUAAUAUGGCCAAUAUGCACGCCGGAGGGACUACCCUCACAGAUGGUACCUUUGAACAUGGCGUGAGUAGUAACAACAGUAAUAUGAGCAAUGUGAUUGGAGCGGCAGCGGCUGCAGCGGCGGGAAUUACCUACGGCUAUGGGAACUUUGGCGCCACUCAUAAUGUUAGUGGCAGCAGUAGUGACAACCUACUUCCGACUGGCGAUAAUGCUGGGAGCAACAACAGCGGUAGUGCUGGCGCGGCGAACGCAGGUGCAAACAGUAGCGCCAAUAAUGGCGCGAACAACAACAGUGGAAGUAGCAGUGCCGGUGGAAUGCAGCUCACCCCAGCGUUGGGAAGCAACAUGGGCAUGAGCGCAAAUGGGAGUGUCAUGUGUAUAAAUGGACCUUUGCAUAUGACCAAUGUAAGUGCGACUAAUGUAACCCCGUUGUCUCAUCAUCAUAUGAAUCAAAUGAACAACGUGAUGGCGGCAGGAGCAGCUGCCGGUGGAGCUGCCAUGGGUACGAUGACCGCCGGGGGAAUGCACAUGGGGACAAUGCAAAUGAAUCACAACAUGAUGGUGAAUACCAUGGAGGGGGUGGGCGCCCCGAUUGGCGCAGCAGCGGUUACGAAGCAGCAGAAGAGGAGUAGUACGUACGGCGAAAGGAACGCGAACGGUGGGGGUGGAGGUGGAAGCAACAAUAACAGCAGCGGUAAGGCAGCAGGGUCCCACCGAGAAGGCAAAGGAGGGGUGAAAGGCAGCAACAGUAAUAGUAACAGCGUGAUGGCUAGCAGUGCUGCUGCUGGUGCUGCUGCUGGGGGUGGAAGCGGAGGAGGGGCGACCGGCCUGACUUCCUACGGCAAGCAAGACAGCAAGAAAGGCAGCAAGUACGGCGGAAGUGGUGUCGGAAGCGGAGCAGGAGGAAACAACAUGAACGUGAAUUUUAAUGCCCAUUCCGGGAACAACGCGGGUCAUGCCAUGGGCAGCGGAUCAAAAAAUAUGUACGCCAGUGGAAAGGGAGCAAAGCAGGAGGCGCUCUACGGAAGGGAUGAAAAUGGAAACGCGACUACAACAACCCCCGGGGCGACUGCAUCCCCAGCGAGCAACGGCUAUUUCGGCAAAGGAUCCACAGGAAAUAAUAAUAAUAGUAACGCCCUCUUGUCCACCGGUCCCGGUAGCAACAAUAUGAGCGGCGCUGUGCACCAGAAGGAGUCCGAUUUGAGUGGCGGCCUGAAUGAAAGCCUAGAUGACAUUAGCGCUAACAAACAUAUGCAGUAUGAUGGCAGCACCAACGAAGGGGGAAAGGGCUCCUUUAAGGGAAAAGCGGGAGCUUACAGUAGUCUUGGCAACUCCGGUAAUGCUAGAAGCAAAGGGAACAACAGCAGCAGCUCGAACAAUAUGGCCUCCGCCCAUGCCGCAGUAACUGGUAGCAACAAUGAAGCCAUCGCAGCAGGUGAAAAGAGAUUCUUUAAUAAACAUGAAAAGGGUAAGGACGAUUACAAAGGGGGCAAAAGUUACGGAAGUAACAAAAUGGGCGAGGAAAAAGGGAGCUACAAUCACAUCGGAGGGGGAGCAUCAGCAGGAGCCGCAGCAAGCUCGAAGAAGGAUGCUUCGAAGGAUAACAUCAAGGGGGGAACGAAAAAUGGAGAGGUGCAUGUGAAGAAGCAGUGUAAUAACGAUCUGCUUGGACACUCGAAUAGCGGCAAUAUGGCCAAUCAGCAGCAACCCCUCGGCAGCAGCAACAAGCAGCAGGGAAGUUACACAAGCGGUGGGAAGUACCAGAGCAGUGCGGAGAAGCGAGUGGGCCACAUGAGAAAUGCUGAAGGGGGAAAAGGUGGAAGUGAAAAGAAAUUAAAAAAUGAAGAUGAUAAGAAGUUCAAGGAGAAGGAUGGCAAUAUGCUAGCAGGACCUGGAGGAGCUGCAAAGGGUGCGUCGGCCAAAGCGGGAUCCACACCCAUGGGGGGAAGCGGAAGUAAUUUUGCCGUCUCGAAUAUGAAUGACCAGGGCCUCCUUCCAAAUAGCGACAGUAUGAAUGGAAAGAAUCUGCCAGGUGUUGGAACCCCCGAUGGAGUGAAUGGCCCCUACCCGAAUAGCAACUACAACGGAAGUGCUGUAAGUAACAAUAAAAGUGCAAACUAUGGAAAUGCGAAGAAUGCAAAAAGCUAUGAUAAGAAGAACACGGAGUUUUCGUCCUGGGUGAAGAUUGCCAAAAUGAAUCCAAAUAAGAAGAAGGGAGAUAAGGGCAGUCUGAAUGGACAGCAGGAGGGUGGCAGUAAUCACGCCCCUGUUGGGGGAGGUGUUGCCGGAUCAAGUUCCAUUACGAAUGCCACUUUGAAACACCACGACGGUGGUAGCGCUGAGAAAGGAAGCAGCGGUCACCAUGGAAUGGGAGGCGCAGCUGGGGUGGGAGACCCAAGCAACAACUCUUUUAACAGUGCGAAAGGUCGAGGCCACAAUAAUGAAGGCGCAGCUGGAUACUCCAAAGGGGGCAGCUCUACCAUCAAUGGAGCGUUGCAUAUGGGGCAUGAAAACGGACCCCCAAGCAAUGCCCAAAGUAGCAGGGAUGGAAAGAAGCGAAAGGAUGAGGAAGAACAAAGAGCAGAGAGACACAAAGGAAUGAUUAACAAAGAUAUGACCGGAAUGAAUAACAACAGUAGUGUCGUUCAUUAUGGAAAGUCCAGCAAGAAAGGAAGCGAAGAUAAAAGCGAUAACAUGAUGAGUAGUAAUGCGAAGAAUAAGAAGCUAACCUCCUACGGAAGCGGAAAGAAUAGUAGCUACCACGAGAAGGAGAGCGUUAAGGAGAGGGGAGGCAAAAUGAAAUACGACAAUGGAGGAAGCGCAGGAGUGAAGAAGAUGGAAAUGGUGAAUGAGCGAAAGGGAGGUGCGGUAGGAAGCGGCGGUGCGGGAGGAAGCGCUGUUGGGGGAAGCGGCGGAGGAGCAAGCGGUGGAGGAAACGUUACGAACACGUCAGGAAGCAUUUAUUCCUCCCACCGACAGAGGGAAAAAAUGAAAAUCCAAAAUGUAGAAAUUAAGCAGAUUAAUGAGAAGGUUAUGAAGCGAAGGAGUGAGGAUCGAAAAGAAGCCACAGAGAAAAAAGGAGCGGGGGCCCAGGAACACGUGAAAAGGGUCGGCGGCACGGGUAGCAGUAGUAAACACACCGAGAGGGAAGACCAAUCAGAUGCAGUGAAGAAACAAGGCAGGGACCAUCCGUAUGAGGGAAGAAGCAAAGCGCAUUGCAACGGGGAUGUGAAAAAUGCAGAGUACGAACAAGAGCUGGAUGACCACGAAGGCGCGGUAGCAGCAGGGGGUGCAAGGGACGACGGCGUUAAGAAGAGCCACCUGGCGAGCACAUGGACCAGCGGGGUGAGAGGCGAAUCGGGCAGGAAUAAAGACGAGGCCUACCAGAAUGACAGCCAGAACGAGAACAACGCGCAUGCUGGGGGGAGUAGCAGUAUUCAUGAUAAUAACCCCCAGGUGAGGAAGGGGGAGAAUGCGCACAUGAACAAGGAGGGCAGCUAUAAGUACGGAGCGGGGCCAAGCGAGUACCACGGCCACGCCCCGAACCAGAGUGUGAGUGGAAGUGUGAAUGCAAAUGUGAGUGUCAAUGCCGCUGCCAAUGCGCACGACAACCGCUCCGUGUCGACCUACUCCAACUCGAAGAACUCCGUGUGGGACGGAAAGAUCUCCUUCGCGGAAAUGGCCAAGAGGAAGCCGAAGAAGGAAACCAAGGAGCCAAGAGGAGGAGAUUCCAAGAAUGGCAAAUCGGAGUCGUCGCACAACGACAGGAAGAACGCGCACCAUGGGUCGAACCAUAAGGGAGAUAAACCGUCGAAGAGGAGAGACCAACGCGGAAAGAGGUAUGGCUCGAACAGCACCAUUCGGGAUAAGCCAUCCGGAACGACGGUGCACUCUAGAGGUGGCGAAAGUAACGACAAGAAAAAUCACAUCAGUGGUAACAACAAUCAUGGUAGCAACAGCACCAGCAGGGACAGUGCCCGGGGAGGUGCAAGCGAAAUGAGAAAGAGAAACGACUUGAAAGAGCACGCGAAGAAAGGAUAUGAUGGCGGAAGUGCAGCACCCAACAUGAGGGACUCCAGGCGACGCGGGGGGGUCGCAGCAGAUGCGCCGCUAAAAGGUUACCAUAACAGGAGGGAAGAGAAAGAUAUGAUGGACCAUGUGAUGGCUGAUCAGAAUGGCACUCUGUCGGAGGCAGAAGGGUCGGACGACGCCUAUCACAAGCGCAGAGGCGGGGAGGUCAAGAGCGGAUUGAGGGACGGCCUUAUGGAGGAGGAAAAGGGCGAGGUAGACGAAGUGAGCAGGGAGAAUGCAACUGUGGAGGAGGAAGAAGCGGUGGAAGUUUUAGAAGCGGUAGAAGUGGUGGAAGCGGACGAAGCGGUGGAAGCAAUCGAAGGUGAUGGCCACGUUGAGGCCCGCCCCGGUGCCGCGCCCAAACCGGAUAGCCUCCAAAUGGAAAGGGAAGGCCCCAAAAAAAUGUACCACGGGGGCGCAGAAAGGAUGCCCAAUCCUGUUGCGCAUGAAGAUACGGAAGAUGCCGAAAUCGUGGAGGGAAAUAAAAUCGUCGGAAGUAACAACAACGUAACGGAUGACAGUGGCAGCAGCAGCAUCGCCAAGUUCUCCCCCCCAACGGAUGCAGACGUUUCGACGCACCGCACAGAUGAAUGGAGCGAGAAGGGAGCAAAGAGACACGGAAUGAAAGAAGGAUCGGCGAAGCUGUUCCCAGAUGGAUUGUCAAAGUAUGAGAAAAUGAAAUUAGAAGAUGCAGAGAGCGAUUUGCAGGCAGUGGCCUGUGAAGCAGAGCGACAUGGAAUCUCUAUUGGAGGGGCGAAGAAGGCCCACGUGGUUAGUAGCGCUGCCGAUCAUUUUGCAGAAAUGAACGCCCAAGGUGGGCAGAGCAACAGGUUGAGUGCCCUCAUGAAUGGCAAGGUGUUGGAGCCAAGUGGAGACGCGAAAUAUGUGCGCGGGGGAAGCAGCAGCCGUGCGGUGAAGAAGAAGGGAGGAUUGAAGGGUGCAAGCGGUGUUAGCGGUGAAAGGGGAGUAGAAGGCAGGGCAGACGGCAGGGCGGACGGCGCCGGAACGGGAAAAGGCCUGCUGGAGGAGGAGACGAAGACGGCCAUCACCAUCGACACGGAGGAAUCGGUGAAGGUAGCGAAGUUGUCGAACGAAGAUUUGGCGGCAGCAAAGAGUGAAAAGAGCAAAGCGGGAGGGAAGAAGAAGUAUGGCCUCUUUAGCGAUAUUAAGAAGUGGGCCAAGGGGAAACUGGCCGAUGGGGCAGGCGCGGCGGAUGGCGCCCCGCAGGAGGAGAAGAAGGCCAUGGGGGGUGGAAGUAAGGACAACCAGAAUGACGCAGGCGUGGGAAGCGCAGGCGAUAUGGGCGAUGUGGUGAAGAAAGCGGACGACGUGGUGAGGAAGGCGGACGACGUGGUGAGGAAGGCGGACGAUGUGCUGCCCACUGUCGACGUGAAGAUGGGCGGAAUGAGCAACGCGGAUGCCGUGCCAGCCAGCUUGAACGACGAAAAGGAGACCCCCGCCGGUGGCGAGAAGGAGGAAAUUAGUGGAAGCAACGUGGCGCCGGCGAAAGUGGAGACCAAGAGCAAAGCCGAUGGGCUGCUGGACUCGCUGGAAAAAAAAGCGGACGAAUUGGAAGUGGAAAAGGCGAAUGAAAAGGCGGCGGUGCAGAAUGAGAAGGAUCAUGAAGAGGCAGAAAGAGAAAAGGAGAGGCAACGAAUGAAGCAGAUGAAGCUGGAGAGAAUGGGCAAGAGUAAAAUAUACUCCAAAAUUGAUUUGCUCGAAAUUUUUGUGGGAAAUAAGUGGAACACUGGUGAGGAGAGAUUCAAUUUUAUGUUAUCCUACAACCCAGAUGUAGAUUGCCAUAAGAUGGGAAGCGCCAUGAUGGGUUCUUGCAACAUUAAUCAUAUGGACAUGAAUGGAAUGCACGCGCAUAACCACAUGGGUGGUGGCCAUGCGCACGAGGGAAAGAAUAGCAUGUACAGUAAGAGGUACAUGAAUGCCGGAGGUUCUGGAGGUGGGCACGGAAGUGGGGGCAGCGGAGGUAUGAAUAAUAACUACAUGGGGGGAAAUAAUAACCACGGCAAUAACAGUGGCAAGCAAUUCGGAAUGAACUCCGGUGGUGGAGGCAAGAACAACGAUGAUGUGUGGAGGUACGCCCAAGGAGGUAAGAGCGGCAUGAACAAUAAUGGCCAUUUUGCUAACGGUGGAGCAAAUAUGAAUUUUGGCGAUAUGAAUCACAGUAAUAGCGGUAACAUUGCAGGCUCUGGAGGUAAAGGCGGCAUGGGAUCUGGAGGCGGCUCCAUGGAUGCACAUAAUGCGGGUAGCGGUGGGUUAGGAAAGAUGGGUCAGGCAAAUCUAGAAUGGAGAAAAAAUGAUGGAGAUAAAUUGAAAGGAUUCUUUGAUUCUACACGGGCUGUUGAAUCGCCAGAUGCAUGGAGACAUAACAACAAUCACAGCGGAGGAGGAUCUUCCGGUGGAGGAGGCAAAACGGUGGCUGAAAAUAGCUGGCUGUUGAAGCAAAAUCAGUUAAAGGCGGAUAAGUACACGUGUAUGAUGAGGAAGCUGAGGGGCAUUCUUAACAAACUGACGUUCGAAAAGUUUGACCUCCUAUAUGAGCAGAUAAUCCUCGUAGGAAUAACCAAAUUGGAAGAAAUAAUUGGUUUGAUGAAGCUCGUUUUUGAGAAGGCAGUAACGCAGCACCACUUCGUGCAGAUGUACGUCCAGCUGUGUAAGAAACUGAAUGUGCACUUCCAAAAUAUGAAGCUGGAAGAUGACACCACUGUGCAGUUUAAGAAGAUCCUAAUUAACCAGUGCCAAGAUUCGUUUGAGAAUAAUUUGAAGCCAAUUGAGUAUCCAAGCAACUUGACGAAUGAGGAGGAAAGGUUUGAAUUUGAGCAGAUGCACAAGAAUAAGGUCAGGGGAAAUAUGCUGUUCGUUGGAGAGCUAGUAAAAUCGGGAAUCAUCUCCAUCCCCAUCGUCUUCGUUUGCAUUAAGCAGCUGCUGGAGAAGAGGGAGAGCUACAUCUCCGCUAAGAAUGACACCAAUGAGGGGAAUCUACAUUUGGAAGCCUUAUGCAUGUUUUUGAACACCGUGGGGGAAAUCCUAGAUACCCAUGAAAAGGCCAACCAGGAAAAGGUAAAAGAGCUGUAUAAUACUUUACACGCUUUGAUAAACGAUGAGAGCAUUACCUUCCGUGUCAGGUGCCUCAUUAAGGAUGUUAUUGACAACAGAAAUGAAAAAUGGAACAAGAAGUUUGCCCACAAGUUGGAGGGACCCACCACCCUCAGUGUGCUGCACGAUAAGAUACUGAAAGAAUCCAUCGACCAAAGUAGCAGAAGCUUCAAUAGCAGUAGCAAUAACAUGGGAAACUACCACGACAGCAAGAUGAACAGCAGCCUCAGCAACAUGAGGAACAACCUCCUUCGCAACGUCAAUUUUAAUAUGAAUAGCGGCAACUCCGGCGGGGGAGCUAACGUGGGUGGCGGCCUCGGCGGCAGCAGCAAUAACAGUGGCAAUAGCAAUGCCGGAUUUGGCAUGAUGAACAUGAGGAACCUCGGCGGGGGGAUGAAAAAUAUGGACCCGAAUAAGAAUAUGAAGAAGCUCUCCCUAAAUUUGAUGAAGGCCAAAAAUGCCAGCGCGUCCAAAAUGAUGGGCGACGAUAUGAUGAAGGGCGCAGGCGGGGUAAGCGCGGUUAGCGGGGUUAGCGGCGCGUGCCAGGACGGGGCCAACGCCGGUGGCAGCUUCUUCGACAUGAUGUCAAAGAACCACUUGGCCUUUAAGAACAGCCACCAGGCCUUCAUGAACAACGAAGGUGCUAGUGGCGGUAACGCGGCGGGCGGCGCGGGCAGCAGCGGAGGCGGCGCCUUCUUCAGCAGCCUGAAUUCGAGGUUCCCGGCGAAGGAGAAGAGCGGCAGCAGUGGCAGCCCCAGCGAGGGCAAGUUCUUCAUGCGAAACUUUAACCUGAAGAAGAGCCCAGUGGGGAGCGGCGCGGUGGGCAGCGGCCCUACUGGUGGGGGCGCGAUUGGAAGUGCCGCGAACAGCGCUGCGAAUGACGCGGCGGGCAAAACUGAGGAGCAGCCCAACGACGCCCCGAUGACCGCCACCGCCUCUCCCUCCACCGAAUCGGUGAGUGGAAGCGGCUCCCCGAAUGACGGCGCGGAGAAGGGCGCCCCAACUGCGGGAUCUCCCUCCGCGGGGGCGAACGGCGCAAGUGACGACUACGCCUUCACGGAGGAGUACCUCCCCAAGGUGAACGAAAUCCUGGAGCUGUCCACCAUCACAGGGUCAGACGAAUGGGAAACGCUAACCAAAAAAAUUGAGAAUUUGAAUGUCCCCCCCAAAUUUAAUGAGAAGCUACAAAAGCACAUUUUAAAGCUUACCCUUAAGAAAUACGCCUGCAACAAAAACGUAGAAAAAAGCGCAGAAUAUUUUGACUGGCUCAUCUCCAUUGUGCUGUUGAACAAAAUCGACUUGGAAUCCUUUAAGCCCUGCUGGAAGGCCUUCAUGCUGCAGGAUGACGAAAACGGCUAUGAGUGCACCAAGGAGGACUACCCCCUGCUGCCCUUCCUCGCGAAGAACUUCAUCAAGGCGAUUGAAUUGCAUGACACGAACCACCUGCUGUACGAUGCGGCCACCGUCGACGAAAUGAAGAGCGUCAUCUGAUGGGGGUGCACGCGCAGCUGGGAGGUUAAGAAGUGAAAAAAGCAAGGUCAAAAGGAAAAAAUAUAUACAUAUAUUACAUAUAUAUAUGUGUAUAUAUGUGUGUUUUUUUUUUUUCCUUUCCACCAAGUUGCCACCGCGCAACGUGCGCUGCGUUUCUGGACGAUUAGUUGUGAUACUGCAUAUUGUGGGGACGCCUCCCCAAUGUGUAACUCACGCGCCAUUUUUACUUCACCCCCCCCACACACCUUCUAAAAUUGCGCGUCAUUUUUCCCGCUGAGCGUUGCGCCUAUUUUGAGAAGUGCCCCAGCGGGUGUGCAACCCACUAGGCGUAUCACAUUCGUUUUAAAAAAACGCCCAAUUUAGAACUUUUAUAAUUGCCCAAGUGGCAACUGCAGUUGUAAUUUUGAUCUAAUCGU